Molecule: messenger RNA, 744 nt
Organism: Castor canadensis (American beaver)
Lineage: Eukaryota; Metazoa; Chordata; Mammalia; Rodentia; Castoridae
Source: RefSeq, a predicted model, not a curated record
AUGUCAGUCGCGGCGGGGGGCGCGGGCUGCGCCCCGGCUUUGCGCCCCGGCUCGGGCUGCUCGGGGCGCCGGGCGGCCGCGCCUUUGUCCCGGCGCCGAUCGGCAGCUCCCGGGCCGCCGCCGCCGCCUCCCGCGCCCGGCCUCGCCCGCUUCCUGCGCCCCUCCCGCGCCCGGCCCGGCGCGCCCCGGGCCCCGCUUCCUGCGCGCCGGGCCCUGCGCCCCGCCCGCCGCGCGCCCGGCCGCCGCUCCUAUUGUCUAAUGGCGGCGACGCCGGCGGUGGCCGCGGCUCGGCUGCUGCGGAGGCUUCGGCUCCACCUGCUGCUGCCGCCGCCGCCGCCGCCCGAGCCCCGUGCGCGCCGCCGAGGGGGGGACGCGCGCGCCCGGGGAGGCCUGCGGAUCCCCACCCGGCCGCCUCCCCGCUGGCCCGCCGCGGUGACCUUGGCACGGCGCGCCCCCGCCCAGGCCCCGGGCCGCCGCCGCCCCUCCCUCCAGCGCGCCUCCGGACCGGGGGAGGGGGGAGGCCCUGGCGUACUGCCGGGCCUCGGUUUUCCCAUCUGUCAAAGAAAGGGGGCCCUGCUGCUGGCGUCUAAUGUGCGGGCUCUGUCGCGACCUGGACGCGUGCCACGGACGUGCUCUGUGACCUUGGCUCUGGCUGGGCAGCUGCCCUCUCUGAGCCUCAGUUUCCUCCUGUGUAGAAAGGCGGUGGGUGGGCGCACCGCGUGCCUCCUAGGGGCCAAUCCUUGA